This is a messenger RNA of Uranotaenia lowii, 4702 nucleotides long. Its product is annotated as ceramide kinase. The transcript is spliced from 9 exons. The coding region runs from base 820 to 2844 and encodes 674 amino acids. NCBI's taxonomy places the organism in Eukaryota, Metazoa, Arthropoda, Insecta, Diptera, Culicidae. Gene Ontology annotation, molecular function: kinase activity. The record is from RefSeq and is a predicted model, not a curated record.
UCAUGCAGUUUGUUUGCGAACGUCCGUCGGAACAGUUCAGCGAUGUUAUUUUAGUUGAGUUUACGAGUGCAUAAUUCGGUUUUCCCAAAUUUUCCAAGCGGAUUAAAAGUUUUCGAGCUAUUGAUAGUGAAACACGCAAAGUAUAAAGUGCUUAUUUAAUGUAAAGAAGGAAGUUAAUCAAUCGUUCGGGAAAAUAAUGUCAUAUUUCGACGAUGUUAGAUGAUGUGAUGUGAAGAAAAAAGAAAAUAUCAAUAAUUCCAUGUUUAUGGCAGUUCAGGGAAUUGCAAAAAAGUUCAAAUGAGUGUCUUACAAUACAGUUACAGCUAAUUGUGCUUGGUGUGAAUGAGUGAAAGAAAUCCCCUUUCCUCCAGCUCAAGAUUAUUUACCGAAAAUAAUUGCUCAGCCUAGGAGGGAAAAGCUAGAAGCUGCUAGAUAAAAUAUGUAAAUUAGAUUUUAAUUUCACUGAACGCAAUGGUUUUUCAGAAAGCACCGAUGCGUGAAUGCCUAGAGCUGUGGUGGCCGGAAUGGCUCUAAGUACAAGGGUGCUGCCGUUCUAUUAACAGUGUGAAAUCAACCAGCGCAUCAAUAGCCAACGCAACAGUCAUUUGAACAGCGAAUGGUUGUUUUUUUUUCAACCGACUACCAUAUUGGAUCCGUCUAGCCUAGCACUUGUGCUUUCAUGUCGUCAUAGCUAAGUGCUUAGAAGCGAUCUUACUUCGAUCCACCCGAGUGAAACUCUCACAGGUAUCUACACAAGUGUUCUGUACGAGAAGUUGAACCUAAACCGGUUGCUGUACGCCAAUUACUGCAAAUAGAGUCAUGGACAAACAGAACGAGGUUCUGCUGAACACGUUCGUUAUUUCCAAGAGGAAAUACCGAGUGUUCUACAAUGCCGGCGUGCUGGUUUGGGAAGCUGAGAGUUCGAAAAAAGGCAAAAUUACGGUACCGCUAACUGAUAUCAUAUCAGUAGCGAUCUCCGCAACCGCAAGUGGACGACCGCGGGGCAACAAACAUGAACAUUCCACCACCUACGGAACCACCUCGAGUACACAUGCCCCGAUGAACGAGGACAUGGAUUUCGACCGGAUUCCAGUGCUGCCAAGUUCAGCUUCGAUAUCGACCAAUGCAACGAUCAAUACCAUGACCACCAGCACCAACAUCAGCAAUCAAGUUAACUCUUACGACUUUUUAAACAACGAAGAUAACGUCAUAGGCGGAAGUGGCACCUCCAGUCUAAACUACCUUAUCAUACACUACGCGCGACUGGUGUCUCCCUCGAAAUGCAAAUGGAGAGUUCAGCAGCUAGUGCUACACAACGUCGAGCAGCGUAUUGUAAAAUUUUGGCACAACCGUCUCUCGGAAGAUAUCGGAGAACGAAACCGACCAAAAAGUUUAUUACUGUUCCUUAAUCCGUAUGGGGGCAAGCAGAAAGCGUUUGCAUUAUUCGAAAAAUACGCCAAACCCCUGUUUCAGCUGGCCCAGGUCGAUGUCAAUCUGAUAAUCACCCAGAGGGCUCAGCAAAUCUACGACAUCAUGACGUCGCAGGCGAUCAAUCUGAACAACUACGACGGGGUGGUUUGCUGUGGGGGUGAUGGAACCUUCGCCGAGCUGUUCAACGGUUUGAUUUACCGCACCAUGAUCGAUAUGGGAAUGGACAUCAACCGACCACCCUUCUUGCCGAAACCUGGAAUUCCCAUCGGUAUCAUUCCGGCCGGAAGCACCGACACUGUUGCCUAUUGCUUGAACGGAACCACUGACAUAAAAACUUCCAUCAUCCACAUAAUACUGGGACAAUCGUACGGACUGGACAUAUCUAGUGUUUACAACAGCAACGAUCGUUCACCUACAGCCUCGGAAUCUUCUGGAAAUUUUGAUGAAUCCAUACCUAAAGGCAAUGAAUCACCGAAAAUUGACAGCAAGAGGCCUCGUCUACUGAAGAUGUAUGCGAGCGUUUUGUCAUAUGGAUUUCUCGGAGAUGUUACCAUGGAGAGUGAAAAAUACCGCUGGAUGGGGCCGAAACGCUAUGAUUAUGCAGGUUUCAAAAAAUUUCUACGAAAUCGCGGCUAUCAGGCGGAUAUUAAGAUACAGGUCGAAAAGGACAUAAUAGAUAACGUUCGAGUUGAGCGCAACAAUCCACACGAUGGGUUACGUUGCUUGGAUAAUUGCCAACGAUGUCAGCAGGCUGGAUCAAAGGCGAUGGCUCCGAAUAAUCCUAUUGAUGACUGUGAUACUGAAGAAUUGACCAUCAGCGGAAAGUUUCUGAUGGUCAAUGGUGCUAACAUUUCUUGCUCAUGCUAUCGAAGCCCCCAGGGCUUCAAUCCUUACUGCCAUCUCGGCGAUGGCUAUCUGGAUCUGAUACUUGUCCGGCAUACGUCCUUUUUCAACAACAUUCGCUUGCUGCUUGCCAUGUCCUCGAAGACGAAAAAAAUAAGUGAUCUACCUUUUGUAGAAAUCUACCGGACAAAGAAAUUUACUUUCAAUGCCACCGUCCCCGGCAGUUCUGGUGCCGGUAAUACCAGUAGGCAGAAAUUUGCGACCGACGCACAGGGCCACGGUCAUGACAAUGCAGCGGUCAUAAACGACGAGCUCUUGAAUCGAACGACAAGUACCAUUAGCGCCAGCAGUACACCCAACUCCAGCCGGCUAUCGACGACGCCUGGUCAUCGUAGUGGCCAACAAUUGCUGUCUAAAUGGAACUGUGACGGUGAAAUUCUUAUGGGCACCAAUGUAACCGUGGAGUGCAACUGCCAGUUGAUCAACGUUUUUCGCCGCGGGAUUAGCUGCGCGGACAACAGCAGUAAAUUAGCCGAUUCCAGUGUGCUCAGUUGUUGUGGAUUGUGCUAAUAGGUAGGUACAUUGAAGAUGACAAAGCUGGUCGAAAGCCAAUGGGGAAUUGAAAGUGAUACCGGAUCAGGAAAAGAAAAACAGCAUUCAAAUUGUGUCUCUAGCUAGAGCCACUACUAUCUACAUAGGCAUUGUUAAUCCUGUUGUUAAAUUUACUCCCGUAUCCGUAGUUAAGUAGAUUCAUACGAUAUAAAACCUGCCUGUGAUUGGUACUUUGACAGUAUAGCAAAUGCUUAAACAUUUUACUGAAUUCCAACAGUUUAAUUUAGCUUAAGAAGACCAUUUAAAAAUGAAAUUUUAAUAUAUGACUAGACUAUGAAUAAAUAGCUAAACUCCCGGCCAUAAGUUUGGGAUCACUCCCUCAAAAACAUGAAAAUUUUGAUCGACAAUAUCUCAGACAUUUUAUCACAUAUUACGUUUCUUUUAAUCUCAUUUGCACCGCUAUAUCUCUCUUGUUUCUCAACCGAUUUUUACAAAAUUUAUAGUUUUGGAGAGCUCGUAAUGUAACUUAAAUUCAGACAAUAUUCUUCUACAACAUUUCAGUUUUCCGUUAUUCGGUCAGAAUGUUUGAUAAAAUUAUCAUAAAAAAUAUCAUACUUUAGCUACAUUUAGUCUGAAUAUCGUAUACAAAAAUGUGCAACUAAAAAUUCACAAAUCAAGUUCAACUCAAUAGCUUCCAAAUAAGCUUGCCAGAUAAACAAUACAUUAUUUGAAAACGGAGAUGCGUGUGCAAUAAAAAUGUGUGUUUUAGAAAACCUUAAGGUCUCGAGUGCAACUUGAUUUUUUUAUAUUUUGUCCACCCAUCCUGAGAUAAUCGGGUUUAAAUUUUGAGUGCAGUUUUUGGAAAAUGUUCUAACUUUAAGCGUUUAAGUCAUAUAAAGUUAACAUACAAAUUUUAUCAAAAACAUACGAAUAAGGUUUUGCUCACGAUAUUUGCAAUGAAUGGUUUUGAGGGGGUUAUCCCAAACUUAUGGCCGGGAGUGUAUAUCAAUAAGAAUACAACAAAAUAUACUUACGUAUUUAACACUUAUGCCACUGGAGAUUUGUGAGAUCAGAAUUAAAUGGAUCAUUUUCGAAGAAACGCAAAACAGGCAACGGUAGAUUUUAAAUUCAUAAAAGAAAUGGUUAAAGAAAAUAGUCAGAGCAUGCUCUAAAGGAUGGUAAAAUUUUGAACCUGAGACUCAUAUGUAUAGAGAAUAAUUUGUAAUAUCACUGUCUGUUUUAUGUUUCAUCAAACAUGUUUAGUAAAGUGCAAAGCAAUUACUUAGGUGUAUGGAAUUAUAACUUAUCAUUUAUUUAGUAUUCUGAGAAAAAAAAAGGAAUUCAAUCAGUUUUAGCCAUACAUUCCAGAAACAAUAUCUAGUAAGAUUACCAGGUUCUGAAGCUGUUUUAAUAUCAUUUUAAUUAGAAUGAGUAUUGCUAGCCUUACAAGAAAAUGGAACGAUUUUUUUUUUAUUUCAAGCUUACUAUAUAUAUAUAGUUAUUCGACCUCAUUUUACAGAAGACAGUUUUUAUGUCUGAAAAUUUAUAACUUAGUUGAAAGGUUGAAAUUUUUGGGAAUUUUUUGUAGUAAAUUAAAGUGAAUAAAAAGAUUAAAAACGGUAUGGUUUCAAAUAGACGCAUCUAAUACUCGUGAAAUAGAGAGUAGUACAGUGUAAAAAUGUACUGGAUCAAGAAGAUUUCUUUAAAAAAAAAAGAGAUAAACGCAAAUGCAGGCUUUAUUAAGCUGUAGAUAGAGAGAUACAUUAGGUAAUUUUUACGAAAUAUUCGGUUGCAAAACAGUUGCAAGUAAUAGGCAUUUUUUAAUUUGACCGAAAUAUUUACUGGACUAAAUUCUCAAUAAAACUAUUUUUCUCUA